Molecule: messenger RNA, 2717 nt
Organism: Priapulus caudatus
Lineage: Eukaryota; Metazoa; Priapulida; Priapulimorpha; Priapulimorphida; Priapulidae
Exons: 20
Coding region: 1-2475 (824 amino acids)
Biological process (GO): positive regulation of voltage-gated calcium channel activity; skeletal muscle contraction; positive regulation of protein localization to plasma membrane
Cellular component (GO): extrinsic component of cytoplasmic side of plasma membrane
Molecular function (GO): protein binding
Source: RefSeq, a predicted model, not a curated record
AUGUUUCUGACAACGGCCCCCGGGUUCAUAUUGACGUUUAAGGAGUACCAGGAUGCGUAUCAGAAGUACAAGUCGCAUAAGGGCGCGAGCAACGAGUCGCAGUAUCUGCAGCAGUACUACCACGCGCACAACUCGUACGUCCUCCAUCUGAGAGCUUCCAAUGGCCUCAUCGACUCAUUCCACUACACAACACUUCCUCAACUGCUCGACGUGAGAUCUAAGUCCGGCUUAACUCGGACAUGGGGCAGUCAUCUAUCCACGAACAUUCACGAUAGUCUAAUGGAGAGAACGUCGCAUCGACGAAACCAGGCGAAGAAGAUUUUCCAGUACAGGGACACGUUGGAAAACGCGGUGUGCAAGAGCGAGGAAAUACUGCUGAAGGAAUUGGAAGAGGUGCACACAGAGCUCAGCAAUAUCAUCUCCAGUGCCAUUGCCCAGCAUAACUCGCUGCUAUCUGUAAAAACAAUCCAUCAAUUCAGGCACAUUGUUUCACUUGUGUUUAUGAAGCAUCGUGUCAAGGUGACAUUUGCGAAGCGACUUAUUGAUUACUGUGACAUUCCAUGGGAUUUGCUAAAGAACGAAUUGGUGGCGAGCAAAUCUGCCGAUGUACAUAUCAAUCAGCGCUACCUGGUGUUGAGGCAGCAGGAGACCGAACUAGAGGGUUUAGUGCGAUAUACACAGGAGACGCUGCAUUCGCUCGUUGGGUUACAGCAAAGGAGUUUAGACCAGAAUCUCUACAACAAAGCUACUGAGCUACAGGAUGAUGUCAGCAAAAAGCGCAAUGACAUCCGGCUGGCGCAGAUGCACCUAGCUGCCGUACAAGCUCAGCUAGAAUUGUUCUCUCAGAAGCACUUUGAGGAGGUGGGCGAAGCAGAGAUGGAGCGAAAGCCAACGCAAGGCUCCAUCAAGGAGAAAUGGAAGAAGGCGUUUUCGAGUCUGAAGGGGCACAAGCAACGCAUGAGUACGGAUAGCAGCAGUAGCGGCGGUGACAGCCAGCAAAACCUCGACACGGCCAAUGAGCGGCAUGAGCAUGAUAAGGAGCGCGAGGAACGGAAAAUGUCCUCCAGUCCAGAUACGUUCGGGUCGGAGAGGCGAUCACAUGUUGACAUCAGCAACAUUGAUUAUGCUCAUCAGUUUCUCAUUAGCACAUUCAAGAAAGCAACGUUUUGCGACUAUUGUAAAGAUGUCAUGAGAGGUAUGGCAAAGCAAGGAUUGAGAUGUAAGAUCUGCAAGAUGUCUGUGCAUGUCAAGUGUCAAGAUUCUGUGCCCCGGUGCCCAGGCCAGCCCCCAAAUAAAUCAAAACUGUUGCGCCGGCAAAAGACUGCCUCGUCCAUAGAUACACGGGUACAACUUUCUUUAGGCACCGGCAAGGACAAGGACAAAGGAGCUCAAGUGGAUCCCGUCUAUGAACUACUUAAGAGUGCUAGCGGUAUGCGCGGAUCCAGCAAGCCUGAUUCCGAGUCGACCUCCAACGAAGCGAUUAGCAGCUCUUCCCUCAAAAGCCCAGAUGUGCGGCUAGCUAGUCCCUCAUCAGGUCGGAGAAGGCGGCCGCGCCUCGUUAAGCAACAUACGAUAGCCGGGGAGUACGCACCGCAGACUGAGGGGAACUACACGCCGAUCGACAUGAAAACCAGCUCGAAUCCGAACGUGUCUUAUCCUGGAGAUUUCGGCGAAUAUGACCCGUUUCAUCCGUCCAGUAGUCUAUACCAUGACCCCAACGACGAUCAUGGCCGCCUGGGCUCUACCCAGCUUCACCAUCCUUCGCUAUCUAAAGAUUUUUCGCAGGAGGAGGAUUCGUCGUUGCGUGCACGGGAACAGUCCCCGCACAGCCCAACAAGAGGUCGUCGCCAAAAAUUAAACAUACGCAUGAAAAGCUUCUCUCUCGACAACCCUAAUAGCAAGGAUCACUUGCGACACGUCAUCGGUGGGGGUCGUCCCUCGUGCAGCUACUCCCCGGACAGUCCCACCCACGGUCAGCACAGCCGAGGAAGGUUGCAGCGUGCCAAAGGAGACUCAUUAGAUAUCCCUGACGAUACUGAAAAGUCGCUCAGUUCAGCAUCGUCUGCUUCACCGCUAGGAGGCUCACCAAAGUCUUACCAGAGGCAGGCUGCUCAAAGUCUAUAUGUGACGAUCAGGGACUUCAAAGGCGAGGGCCGGCGUGACGAGAUAGAAUUCAGAAGUGGCAGUAAGGUGGUGGUGAUGGACAUGUCGGAUGCAGAGUGGUGGCGGGGUCGGUGCAAUGGUCAGCAGGGAUACUUCCCGGCUGGUUGCGCUGUCCGCAUCUUUCCAGGCGAGCGUGUGAUGAAGGUUACUAAAAGCAUACAGCUAAGCGACGGUGGAAUCGACUUAAGGCUGAGUCGUGAGCAGAUUGUGAUUCAACUCGGUGAAGAGCGUGACGGAAUAUCAACGAUUCGCGUCGGGGAUAGAGAAACCACCUGCCCUUCACGCAACCUACGGGAGCUGUGGAGCACUUGAAGCACAUGCCCGCGUCUCAUCAGCCGAAUACGUUCAUGCAUAUAGUAUCGCCGUACUGCUUCUAUGUUUAAGGUUCACCUAGCCGCAGGCUACACAGCAGUAUCAGACGUUGACUUCACUAAGUCUUGUCUUUAUUGUAGAAUGCCUUGAAUUGCGCUUGGCAAUUUUGUAACCGAUUAUGGUGUUUCGUUGUACAUGCGCGCACGCGGGCACGUAGGUACGUUGUCACCUUUUGCACCUUG